GCCUGAGGAUUGUAAGAACUGUCGGUGGCUCCUCUGUUUUUGUUGACUUCUCUCCUGCUCACAACCAGUCAGCAGUUAAGAAGCCCUGACUCCGGAAGGCUGUGUGGGAAAGGAUAGUGUGUUCUGGAACGCUGACAUCAGGGCUUCCUUUCUGACUAAGAAUGAAUGUUGACCAGGGCAGUGAUGGCGACAGGGCAUUGCAGCCAGAGCUCAGCUGCCUAGGAGAUGAGACCCUAGCUUCCACUCAAGAGAAAGAAAGCAGCAUCUUGGUGUCCUCUAGUCUCACUUACCCCCUAACUCCCAGGGAUGAAGACCUUGUACUUGACUGUGCCCCUCAGCCAGCAGGCCUGCAGGCUCCUCACAUGAUGCCACUUCCUGAAGACAGCAAGGCCUCCUGCUUCCAAAGUGGGAGCAAGCGCAGCCACGAGCCCUUCAUUGUUGCAGAGAGAUUCGGAAGCAGCGCUGUAGGCUUUGGAGGUAGCUCUCACUCCCAAGCCCCAGAGAAAGUGACGCUUCUUGUAGAUGGCACGCGUUUUGUGGUAAACCCUCAGAUUUUUACGGCUCAUCCGGAUACCAUGUUGGGAAGGAUGUUCGGACCGGGGAGGGAAUACAACUUCACAAGGCCCAAUGAGAAGGGGGAGUAUGAGAUCGCAGAGGGGAUCAGCGCCACUGUGUUCCGCACAGUGCUGGAUUAUUACAAAACUGGCAUUAUCAACUGUCCAGAUGGCAUCUCUAUCCCAGAUCUUAGGGACACAUGCGACUAUCUCUGCAUUAACUUCGACUUCAACACUAUCCGAUGUCAAGAUCUGAGUGCUUUGCUACACGAGCUGUCCAACGAUGGUGCCCACAAGCAGUUUGACCACUACCUCGAGGAGCUGAUUCUGCCCAUCAUGGUGGGCUGUGCCAAGAAAGGAGAGCGAGAGUGCCACAUUGUUGUGCUGACAGAUGAGGACUCCGUGGACUGGGAUGAAGACCACCCCCCACCCAUGGGGGAGGAGUAUUCUCAAAUUCUUUAUAGCUCCAAGCUCUACAGAUUCUUCAAAUACAUUGAGAAUCGAGAUGUUGCUAAAACAGUCCUAAAGGAGCGUGGCCUGAAGAACAUUCGCAUUGGAAUUGAAGGUUACCCUACCUGUAAAGAAAAGAUUAAGAGGAGACCUGGUGGGCGGUCUGAAGUUAUCUACAAUUACGUGCAGCGCCCCUUUAUCCAGAUGUCAUGGGAAAAGGAGGAAGGAAAGAGUCGACAUGUAGAUUUCCAGUGUGUUCGCAGCAAAUCCCUCACUAACUUGGUGGCUGCUGGAGAGGACGUCUUGGAAGACCAGGAGAUAAUCAUGCACCACCCACCGCAAGUGGACGAACUUGACCGGCUAAAUGCCCCACUCUCUCAGAUGGCUCCGAAUGACUUCCAGGAUUAGGGAUAAAUGGGGUCUGCCCAUUGCCGGAGCUCUUCUCUGUGUGGAUACCCACC
Messenger RNA from Acomys russatus (golden spiny mouse), 1465 nucleotides. It is a transcript of the gene Kctd20, whose product is annotated as potassium channel tetramerization domain containing 20. Gene Ontology annotation, molecular function: protein binding. The record is from RefSeq and is a predicted model, not a curated record. The coding region runs from base 162 to 1412 and encodes 416 amino acids. Gene Ontology annotation, biological process: positive regulation of phosphorylation. Lineage: Eukaryota; Metazoa; Chordata; Mammalia; Rodentia; Muridae. Gene Ontology annotation, cellular component: cytoplasm. The transcript is spliced from 8 exons.